Messenger RNA from Musca domestica (house fly), 859 nucleotides. RefSeq names its product partner of bursicon (gene Pburs). Gene Ontology annotation, cellular component: extracellular region; bursicon neuropeptide hormone complex. Bases 349 to 792 code for a protein of 147 amino acids. The record is from RefSeq and is a predicted model, not a curated record. Gene Ontology annotation, molecular function: neuropeptide hormone activity; G protein-coupled receptor binding. Lineage: Eukaryota; Metazoa; Arthropoda; Insecta; Diptera; Muscidae. Gene Ontology annotation, biological process: G protein-coupled receptor signaling pathway. The transcript is spliced from 2 exons.
AAGUAUUCAUUAUUAUAUCAUGUUACAGACCAUUCAGUCAUAACUCAAUGGCAAUGGUAAUAACUUAUUAAAAGGACUCAUUAAGCCUGCUGUGUUAAACACAAACAUUCAAUCAAUAGAAUCAUAAAUAUAAAUGACAGACAUUUGCCUGUUUUUUUUUUUUUUUUUUGUAUUCCUAAAAAGGAUUAUGAAUCCUUUGGGAAUUACAACAUGGAGUGAUGGUAUAAAAGCUAUUGCCAGCAAGUAACAAUGAAGUAGUCCAUAUCCUACGUUCCUUUAGAGGGCAUCGCAUUUCCUUUGGAUACUCAACAAAUAAUUUAGAAGUCAAUUUUUUCCAUUUGCAAGGAUAUGCUUAAAUUGUGGAAAUUAUCCUUGCAAUGUUUGUUCAUCUAUUUACUUUUGUUUGUGGAAAAUCUCACCAAUGCCCUGCGCUAUUCCCAGGGGACAGGAGAUGAAAAUUGUGAAACCAUCAAAUCGGAAAUUCAUUUAAUCAAAGAGGAAUUCGAUGAAUUGGGUAGAAUGCAAAGGACCUGCAAUGCCGAUGUGAUUGUGAACAAGUGUGAGGGAUUGUGUAAUAGUCAGGUGCAGCCAUCGGUUAUCACGCCAACGGGGUUCUUGAAGGAAUGCUAUUGCUGCCGUGAAAGUUUUUUGAAGGAGAAAAUAAUAACCCUGUCUCACUGUUAUGAUCCCGAUGGCACCCGUUUGAAUUCCCCCGAAAUGGCCACCAUGGAUAUUCGUUUGAGAGAGCCCACCGAUUGCAAAUGUUUCAAAUGCGGUGACUUCACGAGAUAAAUGUAAAACAAAUAAUGCAAAAUUUUGGGAAAACAAAAAAUGUAAACCUUGUUCUAGGGGAUAUUAA